Juglans microcarpa x Juglans regia is the source of this 1982-nucleotide messenger RNA. RefSeq names its product CBL-interacting serine/threonine-protein kinase 1-like. The transcript is spliced from 12 exons. The record is from RefSeq and is a predicted model, not a curated record. The coding region runs from base 445 to 1770 and encodes 441 amino acids. Lineage: Eukaryota; Viridiplantae; Streptophyta; Magnoliopsida; Fagales; Juglandaceae. Gene Ontology annotation, biological process: protein phosphorylation; signal transduction. Gene Ontology annotation, molecular function: protein kinase activity; ATP binding.
UGAAACAAUCCAGUUGUGUUCUGUUUUUGUUGAAGGAGGACGAAGAGAAAGUUCGGCUUUUGCUAUAGCUGUGGCCCUGUGGCUUCGGCCUUUACAAAUUAAUCAUCUUUGUCAUUUAAAGCCAGGAGGACCUCCCAUCAUUUUUGUGUCUCUGCUACCUCGGUCGUUACCUCGUCUCUCUGAUCAACCGGUAACGGUUGCUCGAGAUUUCAAGUACGUUUUAACGGUUUCGGAAAGCCAGAAGAUUUAAGAGACAGAAAAACAGCCUCGGAUUUUGGUUGUUGCUCUCUUUCCGGCCUUAUAAAUCUUCGUUUUUUUAUUGGAUAAGCAAUUAGUGCUUGACAUAUAAAUAAACAGAGAGAAAGAGAGAGACAGAGAAGGAAAAAAAAAAAAAAGAGAGAGAGAGAGAGAGACAGGGAGAGGUUUGUGACUAGGGGGGUUUACAUGGUGAAAAAGGAGGUGGAAAGGGAGGGAAUGCGACUGGGGAAGUACGAGCUGGGAAGGACUCUGGGAGAAGGCAAUUUCGGAAAGGUCAAAUUGGCCAAGAACAUCGAGACAGGCCAAUCGUUCGCUGUUAAGAUCUUGGAGAAGACUAAAAUCAUCAACCUCAAGAUCACCGAUCAGAUAAAGAGGGAGAUUGCCACCUUGAAGCUCCUCAAACAUCCUAACGUUGUCAGAUUACAUGAGGUGUUGGCAAGCAAAACCAAGAUUUAUAUGGUGUUAGAGUAUGUGACUGGCGGGGAAUUGUUCGACAGAAUUGCUUCAAAGGGGAGACUUAAAGAAAAUGUAGGCAGGAAGGUCUUUCAGCAGUUAAUUGACGGAGUGAGCUACUGCCACACUAAAGGCGUUUUUCACAGAGAUCUCAAGCUAGAGAACGUUCUCGUUGAUGCUAGAGGGAACAUAAAGAUAUCUGAUUUUGGCCUCAGCGCCUUGCCUCAGCAUUUUCGGGGUGAUGGUUUACUGCAUACAACCUGUGGAAGUCCCAACUAUGUUGCUCCUGAGAUUCUUGCAAACAGAGGGUAUGAUGGUGCCACCUCAGAUAUAUGGUCGUGUGGCGUUAUCUUGUACGUGAUUCUCACAGGACAGCUUCCUUUUGAUGAUAGAAAUCUCGCAGUUCUCUAUCAAAAGAUCUUCAAAGGGGAUACUCAGAUACCCACAUGGCUGUCACCGGGCGCUCAGAACAUGAUAAGGAGAAUUCUUGAUCCCAAUCCCCUUACCCGGAUAACUACGGCAGAUAUCAAAGCAGAUGAGUGGUUUAAGCAGGGCUAUUCUCCUGCAAAUCCAGAUGAUGAUGAAGAUAUACACAUUGACGAUGAAGCAUUCUCAAUUCAUGAAGUGCCGUCAGAAGGAGAUCAGAAGAGUCCUGGCUCGCCAACUCUCAUUAAUGCCUUUCAAUUGAUUGGAAUGUCGUCGUGCUUAGAUCUCUCUGGCUUCUUUGAGAAAGAGGAUGUCUCUGAGAGGAAGAUCCGAUUUACAUCCAAUCACACCGCGAAGGAUUUGCUCGAGAAGAUUGAGAAUAUCGUGACAGAAAUGGGAUUUAGCGUUCUUAAGAAAAAUGGAAGGUUGAAAGUGAUGCAAGAGCACAAGGGGCUGAAAAGUAUGGGUAGUCUUUCAGUUGCAGCAGAGGUGUUUGAGAUAAGUCCAUCCUUGUAUGUAGUUGAAUUAAGAAAAUCAUAUGGAGAUUCUUCAGUUUAUAGACAGCUGUGUAAAAAGCUAUCGAAUGAUUUAGGAGUUAGCCCAAACCGAGAGUUGUUGACUACCGAUUUGUGAAGGGUUGCUUGCUAGGUCAAACAACAUGGGAUGGUCAGCCUUUGCAGAGAAAUGAACUUAAAGCCCAAACAGUGUAAUUUGUAGAUUUUUAACUUUCUGUUACAUCUCAAAAGGCAAGUAAAUAUCGAGUGUAUACAUUGGAAGAAUCGAUCGACUCUGUUGCCUGCCUAAAACCCAUGGGGACGAUAUAAGAGCAACUCUUAUACCAACUA